Alnus glutinosa is the source of this 1866-nucleotide messenger RNA. Its product is annotated as probable inorganic phosphate transporter 1-5. Gene Ontology annotation, cellular component: membrane. Gene Ontology annotation, biological process: transmembrane transport; phosphate ion transport. The transcript is spliced from 3 exons. The record is from RefSeq and is a predicted model, not a curated record. The coding region runs from base 16 to 1710 and encodes 564 amino acids. Gene Ontology annotation, molecular function: phosphate transmembrane transporter activity. NCBI's taxonomy places the organism in Eukaryota, Viridiplantae, Streptophyta, Magnoliopsida, Fagales, Betulaceae.
UUUCUCCUCUCAAGGAUGAGGACAUCUGAUCUCAAGUGGCUUUUUAAUCAGGCAGGAAAGCAUUCAAGGAGUGUUAAAAAGCAGGACAUGGCUAGACAACAACAGGGAGUGCUUAACGCACUAGAUACUGCAAAGACCCAAUGGUAUCAUUUCACGGCAAUCGUGAUAGCCGGAAUGGGAUUCUUCACCGACGCAUAUGAUCUUUUCUGCAUCUCCCUCAUUACCAAGUUACUCGGCCGCAUAUACUACACAGUUGAAGGCUCGCCAAAGCCCGGGACAUUGCCUCCCAACGUAGCGGACGCCGUGACUGGCGUCGCAUUUUGCGGCACCUUAGCCGGGCAGCUCUUCUUCGGCUGGCUCGGAGAUAAGCUGGGCCGCAAAAGGGUCUACGGUCUUACACUACUUCUCAUGGUCGUUUGCGCCGUUGGCUCGGGGCUCUCUUUCGGCAAAUCAGCAAAGGGUGUCAUGGCCACGCUGUGCUUCUUCCGCUUCUGGCUUGGCUUUGGCAUUGGCGGCGACUAUCCUCUUUCAGCGACAAUCAUGUCCGAAUACGCCAACAAAAAGACUCGUGGGGCGUUCAUUGCGGCGGUUUUCGCCAUGCAAGGCUUUGGAAAUUUGACUGGUGGGAUCGUUGCUUUAAUAGUUUCAAGCGCUUUCGAUCAUGCCUACAAGGCUCCCGCAUAUGAUGUUAAUCCGGCAGCCUCGCUACCAGCUCAAGCCGAUUACGUUUGGCGCAUAAUUGUAAUGGUUGGAGCCAUCCCCGCCGCCCUCACUUACUACUGGCGUAUGAAAAUGCCGGAGACGGCUCGUUACACCGCCUUGAUUGCCAAGAAUGCAAAACAAGCAGCGCAAGACAUGUCUAAGGUGUUACACGUGGAUCUCGUCGCUGAAGAAGAAAAGUACUCACAGAAUCUGCCUGCUCAAGAGUCGAGCAAUAAUUCUUUUGGUUUAUUCUCCAAGGAAUUCGCGAAACGCCAUGGGCUUCACCUGGUCGGAACCGCUGUUUGUUGGUUCUUGUUGGACAUUGCCUUCUACAGCCAAAAUCUUUUCCAAAAGGAUAUCUUCAGCGCUAUUGGGUGGCUACCGCAGGCGCAGACAAUGAGUGCUAUUCAUGAGGUUUUCAAGAUUGCAAGGGCGCAAACACUUAUAGCCUUGUGCGGUCUUAUUCCUGGGUAUUGGUUUACGGUGGCCUUGAUUGAUAAAUUGGGACGGUUCAAAAUCCAAUUGAUGGGUUUUUUCUUCAUGACCGUCUUCAUGUUUGCGCUAGCUAUCCCUUACAAUCAUUGGAAGAAAAACCAUGCUGGGUUCCUUGCGAUGUACUCCCUCACCUUCUUCUUCGCAAAUUUUGGACCCAAUUCCACCACAUUUAUUGUACCAGCAGAAAUUUUCCCCGCAAGACUGAGGUCUACUUGUCAUGGAAUAUCAGCGGCAUGCGGGAAGGCUGGAGCCAUAGUUGGGGCCUUUGGAUUUUUGUAUGCUGCCCAAAACACGAACCCGGCAUUGACAGAUGCAGGAUACCCACCUGGAAUUGGAAUAAGGAAUUCGCUUCUUAUGCUCGGCGGGAUCAACUUCUUCGGAAUGUUGUUUACCUUCUUGGUGCCAGAAUCGAAGGGCAAAUCGCUCGAGGAAUUGACGGGCGAGAAUGAGGAAGAAAGUGAGCAGCCAGCAGAGGAGAAUCAGGCCUCCUAUACUAGAACUGUUCCUGUGUGAUUUGAGUUUAUCAGUUUGUUUACCACAAAGGUUCAUGAUAUAUUGUGAAUAUACAAACAGCAUGGCUUUUCUAGUGUAUAUAUAUAUGUGCACUGCAAUAAUUAUGAAGAUAUUUUGCUUUCGAAUGCAAAUACAAUCUCGAUCUCUAGCUACAAA